Molecule: messenger RNA, 1092 nt
Organism: Cantharellus anzutake
Lineage: Eukaryota; Fungi; Basidiomycota; Agaricomycetes; Cantharellales; Hydnaceae
Exons: 3
Coding region: 182-1003 (273 amino acids)
Source: RefSeq, a predicted model, not a curated record
UCGACUAGAGAUGUCCUAUUUCCAAAAGGGGAAGCAUCAAAUAACCCUUUGUUCUCCCAAUUGGAUUUGCAUCGGCGCCUAUCUGCUGCCUUUGACUUAUAUCGGGUAGGACGCGGUUGAGCAAGCUGUCCGGGCUUUUCCUCUCUCACCUCCUGCUUCGAUCACGAUCUGCGCUGGUGUUAUGGCUCCCAAGAGAAAACCCUCGUCUCAACAUCCCACCUUUGCGCCGACUUCUGGUGAUUCGCAGUCAUCACAACCCUCCACUUCCUCACUUCCCCAGAUUCAUUUCACAAGAGUUCGGACAGACCAAAUCCAUGACGACACCAGCUAUGUUCAACGUGAUAGAUCGGGAGGUCCCAAUCUUCAGCCUCCCGGGGUCCCAUCUACGUCGCGUUCCCCCAGCAGAUCCCGAGAUUCGAAACGACGGAUGUCUCCAGGGCGCCGUUUAACGAGCGACCCUAGAGGAAAUCCUCAUUCCAACCUAUUGGACUCACCGAAUCCCCCAGAGUCUACGCCAACCACACCCGAUCUUUCAGCCCUUGGUGGUUGGGAGCCGCCGCUAUUCCGCCCUCGGCGGAGUGUUGACAACCUGCACUCGGCGCCCAUAACAUAUCCCAUUCAUGGCCCCAAUGCAAUCCUCAAUGCACAGAGCGAGCACCCAGGUAUGGCCAUUGUUGCACCUCCUCCCCCGGAACCAGCGUCUUCGUCGUCAGCCAUCCCAGAUGGUGAUCGAAAGAAAACGGUUCUCAGCGCCACAAAGCUCCUACUCCAAACCGCAUCCUCUGCUCUCAAGAUAUCUCCUAUUCCAUAUGUCAGCCAAAUCCUGGACCUCCUUCUGACGUUGCUCCAAGCUUACGAGACCGUUGACAGCAAUAACGAAAGCCUUAAGGGCCUUAAUGACGAGGUCCGAAAGGCUUACACUGCCAUCCUGCGGCCACUCGAACUGUAUGCCGGUCAAACUGUCCCUCCCGAAUUGAUUGCUCCACUCAAAGAAUUUCACUGAACAGAUCAACCGUAUCGAAUUCCUCAAGCAUCGAGGGCUCUUCAAGAGAAUGGUGACGGCGUCAAAUAUCACCAAGGAUAUAAGUGAUG